Messenger RNA from Manihot esculenta (cassava), 661 nucleotides. RefSeq names its product light-harvesting complex-like protein OHP1, chloroplastic. The record is from RefSeq and is a predicted model, not a curated record. The coding region runs from base 69 to 425 and encodes 118 amino acids. NCBI's taxonomy places the organism in Eukaryota, Viridiplantae, Streptophyta, Magnoliopsida, Malpighiales, Euphorbiaceae. The transcript is spliced from 3 exons.
GAGCACAGUAGGGAAGAUAAUCAAAGUGAGUGGUCACGCUUUGCAAGAGCAAAAACAACAGUAAAACGAUGGCUUCUGCUGUUUUCAUUUCAUCAUCUUUCCUUUCAGCUAAACCUCUAACCAUUCCUCACCAAGGCCUGAAGCCUACGAUUUUCAAGGAUUCUACUCAAACUGCAAAAAUCACCAAGAAACCAAUCUCUUUCAAGGUCCGAGCUGCUAAGGUUCCUGCUAGUGUGGAAUUGCCGAAAGUGGAGCCGAAAUUCCAAGCCCCUUUUCUUGGAUUUACUAGGACUGCCGAAAUAUGGAAUUCUAGAGCUUGUAUGAUUGGCAUCAUGGGAACCUUCAUUGUAGAAUUUAUAUUGAACAAAGGAAUACUUCAAGUGAUUGGGGUGGAAGUUGGGAAAGGUCUUGAUCUUCCUCUCUGAAGAUUCUUCUGUUUUGUAACUGAUUUUGUGAUGCAUCUUUGUUCCAUUGGUGUUUGCAAACAACACUUCACUUCCUUGUAAUAUGUUAAGAUAUCAUAUUUCUGCCACUUGAUGUUUAACAAGUUUUUCCCAAUUUAUCUCACUAAUCAUGUACAACACCAGUUGCUUUUGUUAAGAGCUGGAAGCUCUGUACUUCCCAACUUGGUAUCCAAAUCAGAUUAUGCUGUUACUGUGUG